Lineus longissimus is the source of this 4110-nucleotide messenger RNA. RefSeq names its product RING finger protein 11-like. The record is from RefSeq and is a predicted model, not a curated record. Gene Ontology annotation, biological process: ubiquitin-dependent protein catabolic process. Bases 134 to 577 code for a protein of 147 amino acids. NCBI's taxonomy places the organism in Eukaryota, Metazoa, Nemertea, Pilidiophora, Heteronemertea, Lineidae. Gene Ontology annotation, molecular function: ubiquitin protein ligase activity. The transcript has 3 exons. Gene Ontology annotation, cellular component: ubiquitin ligase complex.
AUUAAGUGUGUGCUUGGGCUAAUGUUUUUAUUUUGGGUCGUCAUUUUGAUGAAAGAACCCUAUGGACAUCCGCAUUUUAUCACUGUUUCUGAAAAGAUAUGACCUCAUCUGGAGGUGUUAGAGGGUAAACAAGAUGGGGAACUGUCUCAAGACCCCGACGACGGAUGAUAUUUCCCUUUUGAGGGGAAGCGACAGUCAGAGUGACUCUCAUCACGAUACAUCAGAUUUGGGUCCUCCACCACCAUAUCAGGAAAGUGUUCCAAUUUAUCAUCCUGCUCCAAAUAUAAGUCGCCCAGCACAUCAACUGACUGAAGAAGAACAGAUCAAAAUAGCCAAACGGAUAGGUUUGAUCAACCAUCUUCCAACGGGAAUCUGUGAUGGAGGUAGCAAGAAAAUUAAGGAGUGUGUCAUAUGCAUGGGAGAAUUCACUGUUGGAGAUUCAUUACGCUACCUGCCGUGUAUGCACACUUAUCAUAAAGACUGUAUAGAUGACUGGCUUAUGCGCUCAUUCACUUGUCCUUCAUGUAUGGAGCCGGUUGACGCUGCAUUGCUGAGUUCCUAUGAGAACAAUUGUUGACUGUGGCUGGGCCACACCUUAGGCAAAGAAUAAAAGAUGUGGUUUGGGUUAAACCUAGGUUCUUUCAUGUACUUCGUGAAGGUUCUACCCAAAAUUUGUCAUGAAUUAGUUAAAGCUUAAUGUCAUCAAAUCAUGGAGGCAUUUGUACUUCACAAAUCAAGACGAAUUCCUCAACCACGUCUUUCAUUUUUUGCCAUGUCAAUCAUUUGUACAAACUUGUAAAUGGAAGGAAUAUUUAUGAUAGACUGUGACAGUUUCUUAGGCAUAAAAUGUCAUUGUGGCUUGAUUGACAAGUAUGAGGAUGGUGAGCUGAUGGCAGGAUAGACAUCCAGGUGUGAAGCCAACUUCCCUCAAAUGGAUAGUGAUUUUACUUAACUUUGUUCAUUUUGUGAGAACACUGAAGGGAAUGAUUAUGAUAAUGGAUGUUGAAAAAUGUCAAGCUUAUUCGAAUAGCAAACAUGUUGAAAUGGCUGACCGUUGCCAUUGGAUAAAGAUAAUGAUGCUCGGGUGUUAAAUCUAGGGAAUAUCAAAAUCAUCAUCAAGCGGUUGAAUACAUUUUGUAGUGUCAAGUAAGUGUAAAGACUUCAUACAGAGUUGGUAGUGUGUAUUCUUCAAAGAAAUGAUUGCUACAAAUAAUUCAAAGUUCACUCCAUUAGUGUGGUGAUUUGGAUUGAAAUCCCGGUUACAGACUUGCUGGAAAUAGACAAUAGACUUGCUGGAAUCCUUUGUGUGUUGGUGAAAUAGAGUGGCAGGGGAACUGAUAUAUUUUAGCAUUUUCACCCCUCAAUUUCACCAGCCCACAAAGGAUACUGGCAAGUCUGUUGUCUCAAGUCUCUGGCAAGCUUGAAAUCGUCUUCCCAAUGUCCACAUUUUCAGUUUGUUAACCUAAGUUGAAACCCUACAAAUACGAUGAUGUAGUUGAAAAGAAGGGUGUACACAGUAAAUUUUGUGCUGUACCUUUACGUUUUAACAUGCGUUACAGGAGAAAUGGUAGCAGCUUUUUAUUUGUAAUUGACUGGGGAUCUGAUCUGAGCAUAGCUGAAAUAUACAGCGUCUUAUCUUUUGGCAGAGUGCAAUACUAGAUUAAUGUUAGAAACUGAUGUGAUGGUCAACACUGUGCUAGUAUAAUGUAGUCGGAGUAGGCAUGAUGUUUUCCUAAUGGUACUUUCUAUAAUUAUCAAUCAAUGCAGUGUGCGGACAAGAAUAGUCUCUUCAUCAUAAGAAAUUAUUAAAUCCUCUGGAGCAGAAAUCUUCACCUAGGUUAAAUACAAGUAUUUUGCAAUAGAUGGUAAGCUGUACCUGUCUUAUCCACUCAGUUUGAAAACAUUCAUGACUGUGUUUCAAUUUCAGCUUUAACUUCACCAAAAACCUGACCAUGAGUGCACAUACGUUGUGAUGAUGGCUCUUACCAGCAAAAACUCGUCACAGUCAGGUUCAAAGUUCACCAUGAUAAUUGCAAUAUUGGUUGAACUAGGUCUCAUUGGCAUGGCAUCAACAAUAUAACUUUUUCUUGGUGGCAGGCAUACAACAUGUACAUGCACAAUAUAGCAAAAUCUGUCAUUUUUUGAAGGACAUGCAGGUUCAUGUUGCACUUAUUUGAUAUAUAUCGUGAACUUUGUGUCAUCAGUAUACAUAUUCAUUGCCUCGUAAUAGUCUGGAUAUUGUUAGCUUGAUUCAUGAACCGUAAUAUUGUACAUAAAGCUACAUGUAAUAUGAGUGUAGCCUGAUUAGGUGAUCAUCAGUCAUGUCAGUGACAAAGUGGUUAAGAGUGCUUGGUUACUAGAUAGGACGAGGACUGGAGGUUGGUUGUAGGUUCAACUCAAAAGAGCUCCACUGUUUCAUCUCUUGUGGCCUUGAGAAAGGCACCUUCUCUUCAUUACUUGUCUCCACCAAAGAAUGUACAUGGCUUGCCUCAGAAGUUAACCCAACACAGAUUAAAUCUUUCCUUUGGAGAAGAAAUGUUUACAUGUUUUCAUGAAGGUAUUGCAGGAAAUGUAAUUCCUUGAAGUUGACAUCACCCAGAUUGUAUGUUAUUGUCAAAUUUUCGUUUUAUUCAGUCAGUUGUGGUAGUCUUCACUGAAUGCUGAAAAUUUGUACAAAGUGUUGCUACAUGUUUAUUCACAUUAUAUGUUUAUUAUUUAUUUGAGAUAUUGUGCACCUUGUAGUCAGUGAAUUCAAAUUUGAACAAUUCAUAUUUUGUUUGAGUCAAAUUUUAGCUGUGCCACUUUAAUAGUAUACAAAACGUUUCGUAACUGUAGCGUAUGUGAUUGAAAUUGUGCAAGAGCCCUGGUGGCUCCCGACAGUGUUUGUUUAAUCUUUUGUGUUCAGUUUGUUUCGAAUUCCAAGAAGCACUUGCUGUGGAUGCUGAAGAUCAUAGACUUGAAACUGAAACUGAAAAUUGGAUAUUUUAUGUAAAAUUUCACAUUCAUAUUUCAGAAAAAGUUUUUUGGGUUAAAUUUUUGUUGACAUAUCAUUUUGAAGCAUGGUAAUGGUAGAAGGGUAAUGUUUCAAGAAAUAGCUCUGUUGAAUAACAACUUGGUUAAAUUCUUGCAACUAACUUUUGGUGGAAUCAAAGAUAAGUAUUGUUGUUAUGACUAUGAGGUCAAUCCUUUAGCUACCACACCUGGGGAAUGUACCAGAUUCGUACACUUUCAGUGGAAUAGACCUUGGCAUUGUUAAAAAAUUUAUGUUUGAUGAGAAGUGUUUGAUGUGUGUAAAGAUGUGAUUAAAGACGAGUUUGAUAGACACUGUAGCCUUGCUCAGUCAAGGCAAUCUGUGGUAGACUAGAAUGCAGAAGCCAGGCAGAUCAGAGUAAGCUACACAAAGCUGCUGAUGGUGGUCUCCUAUCUCACAGUAAACAAACAUCAAAACUAUUCUUGUUGGUGAGGAAUAUAAUUAUCGCUGGAUCAACCACAACCUUGUCUAGUUAGUAUUGAGAACUGUACUCAUAUUAGCAAGAAUUAUGAGGAAAAAGAAAGUGGAAGCCAUACUACAGCAUCUUAUCUUGUAGUACUGCAUGUAUACAUGUACAUGGUGUGCCGAAUUCUUACAAUAGGGGGCUUUUACAAGAGAAAGCGGCUCCUAUUCAAUUACUGCAGCUCUCAUUGGCUGGUUGUUGCAUAAUUUUGGGCAUAAACUGAAGCCUCAAGUGCUUGUUAGUUGUACUAAUAGUCAGGUAUUGGCAUUUUAAUGAGGUUGUGAAUCACCUCUGAGAGCAUGAAAGCAAAUGGAGCUUUCAGAGCUAAAUUAGAAAUCAGUUUAUUCGUCUUUGUUCUAAAGUUCAGCAAAAUUUGGGAAAAAUGAUGUUAUUUCUGAAGUUCCAAAUUCUUGGUCACACAGAGACCACCAAUGCUACCCGAAGAUCUUGCCUGUAGUCCCCAUAUUAGUUUGUCUUUGACAAGUCAUUCAUGAAAAUAAAACUCUGUUGAAUAGGCUUUAGCCUAGUGCUUUUUGAUUUGCUUGGAAUUAUGGUUCCGUUAUGUGUGUAAAAAAUUGUGACAAUUUGCUUGAAAUAAAAUGGUAUAACUAGUCAA